This is a messenger RNA of Phyllotreta striolata, 297 nucleotides long. The record is from the annotation of a GenBank genome assembly. Lineage: Eukaryota; Metazoa; Arthropoda; Insecta; Coleoptera; Chrysomelidae.
AUGUCUUCUUUAUCGCGAGCUCAAAGCUGGCCUCUACUUUCCGGUGCCGUACCCGCCGAGGACGCCAGGAAUCUCGCUGCCAAAACCCAGAUCCAGGCCCGAAGGUUCCUCUGUCGCCAUUACUACCCCGAAGGGGGAUGGGGUUGGGUGGUCGCCGUUUGCGCGGUCCUCGUCAACGUCAUCAACCACGGCGUGCAGUUUUCCUGCUCUCAAUUAGUAGCGCCUGCUUCGUUUAAAUUCCACGUCCCUCCCGUAUAUCCCGCAGGCGGGAAAUACACCGAAAAAUGCGUUCCUUAG